AUCUCUCGGGGCAACGCGAUGGAGACCGUGAGCGAGCCUGUGGCUGAGCGGCUCUUCUCCUUGGAGCUUCUGGUGGACUGGGUGCGCCUGGAAACGCGGCUUUUACCGCCGCCGCUACCGGAGGACCAAGAGGAGUCGGAGCCGCCCCCGUCCGGCUCCCUCCGCCUGGCCGUGGCCUUCCGCCUGCUGGACUUCCCCACACUGCUGGUGUAUCCUCCAAGAGGUCCCGCCGCCCCUUCCCGCGAGCGCCGGCCCGGUUCGUUCGCCUUCGGCCGUGGCAAGUCCUGCCUCUUCCGCUUGGAUGCGGCCACCCUGCAGCGCCUGCUGGGCCUCUCCCCGCUCUACGUGCUGCUCUUGACAGUGCCCCCCGGCAGCCCGACCCCGGCCCCGAAGCUCUUGGGCAGUUGUAGCAUCUCUCUGGCCCCCGCCUCCCGGGCGCUCAUCCGAGAGGGGAAGGGGCUCGCUGCCACGGGAGCCUCCCAGGGCCACCGAGGUCUUUAUGUCCUGAGAGACCUGAUGGGGCAGCAAGUCGGGCAAAUUUAUCUAGGCUACCGUUUGACCGAUUUGGGGAGCACCUUGCUGGGCCAUAUUCCCCCAAAGACACUCGGGGCCGUACAGAGGGAGGAGGAUCCAGCUGGGGCCAGGGUCAGUAGAGUGGAGGAAAUGAGGACUAAUGAAAGUAGUCCCCCAGCCCCACAGGGAAAACAGCCAUGUCCUCCACCACUCAUAAGCUUUGCUCAGGUGGAUCCAGAGGAUUUGGAAGAUUUGGAGGAACCAAAGCAUCAGGAAGAAGUAAUUGAGAUAGUUACCUACGAUAAGACUAAGCCAAAGCAGCAGGAAUAUGUGGUUAAGAUAGUUAAAACUCCCAGCAAAUGCAACCGGAGUGAUAUAGAUACAGAGUUGACAGACUCUUCCCAGUCAGAGACUAUGAUGUUAAAUGAGGUUGGAGAAAGCAUCAGUCCAAAAAAUCAGGAAGUCACAGAAUUAGAACUUGAAACAAACAUAAUUUGCCCUCCACCUCUUUAUUAUUCUCGUCUGGAGUCAAAAAAGGUACCACCAGCCGAGGGCAAAUUCAUAACUGUACCUCAAAUUAGUGUACCUAGGGAAUCCAAUGAUGUGGUUCAGGAAGAAAAGGCCCCUUGCCCCUUGGUAAUUAACCAUGAUGCCCCAUCAGACCAGAGUGAAACUGCAAUGGCCCAGUCUCAGCCCGAUGGAGGUAGACUUUUUGACCAAGAUAAACUUGACACAAUAAGGCAGUUACCUCUAUUAAAUGCUUUAUUGGUUGAGUUAUCUUUAUUGUAUAGCCAGCCCCUUGCAACAGCUACUGGUAUACAUCCUCACUUAGCCUGGUUAUACAGGCCGGAGGAUGGAAAGGCCCCAGAACCUUCUGACAAUGCCACUUGUAGCACUGAAGCAGUGGGAGACAAAUUUUUACCUAUGAAAAAAGAAGAGGUCUUAAGUCCUUCAUUAAUAAGGAACCAGGUUGCACACAACCUCAGAAAAGGUGUAUGUUUUGAUAAAAACAGAAGCACCCCAAAAAAAGUGGUUCCAAGAAGAAAGCUGUUUUAUGGCCUUACAAAUACUCUCAAACUCCGUUUAAAGCGGACAAACCCAAACAUGUUAAUACUGCAUGAAAAGAGAGAACAGUAUAGAAAAAUGCAAACAGAAAAGCCAGAUACAGAAAAGCUUAAAAUGUCAUCUAAGGGGAAAAGUUGCACAGAGGAGCAUGGGAAGCCAUACAAACUUCCCAGUCAUCUGUAUUCUGCUUCAGAUGUUCUUUUUGCUGAAAACAUUAAAACUUUAGAGAAAAAUGGGGUGGAGUCUGAAGGCCAAAGCUCUACAAAAGAAACUCAUGUUUCAGGAACUGGAACUGAGAAGGAGAUAAAUGUUGAAAUCAAAGCAAAUAAGGAGUCAUUUAUAGAAACUGCCACUUUGAUAAACUCCAUUUUACCAGGAAAAGUCACUCCUACAAAUGUUUCAGAAAGAUUUAAGAAGGAAGUAAAAGUCCAUCUUUUAGAUGUUGACACAGAGAAUACUAGCCUAGAGAAUAUUGUCAUAGAUUUUAGUAAUGGAGCAAAUGAAACUGUGGGUUGUGUUUUUCAUCCUAAUUCAAUUGAUAUUAAACCAAGUAAAAAUAGCCUUUCUGAGAGCGUACCAGAACUGAAGUAUUCUGAUGAUUUUACUAGUCCUUGCUAUUCCGAAGAUUUCGCUACUGCUGAUGAUACUUUUGGAAGUUCUAGAGUUCAUGAUAGUAGCCCUGAACUGGAAGCAGAUAACCUCAGUUAUUCUUAUUUAGAUACUGAUUGUAAGUCUAGUGAAUCUAGAAUGUCUAGAAAAAGUCAUAGAAGUGAAAUGAAUUCUGUUCUUACCCCACCUUUUUCAGCCGGCUCACCAGUACAUUCAUAUAAAAAAUCUCACCUCUCAAAGUCUCAGAGCAAAAGUCUGGUAGAUCAAAAUAGUAUCUCCAGCAAUGACCUCUCCUCACAUCGGAGUGAAGGGAAGAAAAAACAAAAUGACCAAAAUAACAUUCAUAAUUCUGAAAUUAGGAAUAGUCAAAGCGCCCUUGAUAAACUCAACUCAAGAACUGGCCAAAAAUCUUUAGAAAGCCAGUCACUAAGGACAUCUCAAGUGAGUUCUUAUUUGCCAUCUAAUAUGUCUGAACUAGAACUUAGUGCUUUGGAUAGCAUUGCUUCAGAUCAGCUUGAAGAAAAUGAUGAACUUGGCUCACUGGAUAUUUGCAAACAAUACAAAGACAUCUGUGAGUUAGUAAUAAAUAAGCUUCCUGGGUAUACAGUGUAAAAUUGGGGUUUUUUCAUAUUUUUUGAAAUCUAGUAUAUACCAUUAUUAAAACUUUGUAACAUUUAUGUUGUUUAUUUUUAUACAUAAAUUAUGUGAAUGCAUUCAUUAUGGAAAUGCAAAAUAAAAUUUUGCUCAUGUGCCAUGCUUUCGCUGUUCAAAAUCAGCAUUCCUGUAGAAGCAAUUUGGAAUAGGUUGUGACACCAUUGUAAGACUUGGGAAGUUUUCUGUUUUCUGUUUUGCUCUGAUAAAGGUAUAAGUGCUUUCAAAA
Molecule: messenger RNA, 3067 nt
Organism: Trichosurus vulpecula (common brushtail)
Lineage: Eukaryota; Metazoa; Chordata; Mammalia; Diprotodontia; Phalangeridae
Gene: MAP10
Product: microtubule associated protein 10
Exons: 1
Coding region: 19-2799 (926 amino acids)
Biological process (GO): mitotic spindle midzone assembly; positive regulation of cytokinesis; cytoplasmic microtubule organization
Cellular component (GO): mitotic spindle pole; cytoplasmic microtubule; midbody
Molecular function (GO): microtubule binding
Source: RefSeq, a predicted model, not a curated record